AUCGACGUGGCUUGGCUCCGAGACCGCUGUGGUUGCCCGCAUUGCGUCAGUCCUUCCUCGGGUAACAAGUCCUUCUCCACCGCCGAAAUUCCAAGCGGCAUUGCCUUUGAGAGCGCAAAGGAGAUGCCAGAUGGCUCCCAUGAGAUCCGCUGGACAAACGACAUCCCGCGAGCUGCCGACGUUGGCCACGUUUCCGUCUUUCCCGCCACCGGCCCCCAGAGUCUUGCGGGGUUGUUGAUCGAACGGCCAGUCCUUUUCUUCCAUCAUGCCAGCGUGAAAAAGGCCGAGAGAUAUAUGUGGAAGAGGGAAACUCUUCUUGAUAAGCUUGAGAGGAUCGACUAUAAAGACUACAUGGAAGGAGGCCCGGCUUUCAGGUCAACUGCCCUCUCGCUCGCCAAGAUUGGGCUCGUUUUCCUCACCAAUGUGCCCCAGACCGAAAAGGCAGUAGCUGAGAUAGCUCUGAAAUUCGGUGCCGUCAAGGAGACAUUUUAUGGCCACACCUGGGACGUCAUUUCUAAACCCGAUGCUGAAAACGUCGCCUAUACCUCCUCUUACCUGGGCUUGCACUCGGACAUGCUCUAUCUCGAGUCGCCGCCUCGCAUCCAGCUCCUCCAUUGCUUGGAGAACUCAUGCUCGGGGGGUGAGUCCAUCUUCAGCGACGCCCUACACGCCGCCACCUGGCUCGAAAGAUUCCACCCCGAGUCCUACGAUGCAUUGACUAAAUACCUGGUUCCCUACCACUACGCCAAGAAUGGUUUCUUCUACCGCCAAGCGAGACCCGUCAUCGCCGACGAACAUGGAAGAGACCGCGAGGUCUGGUGGUCCCCGCCCUUCCAGGCACCUCUCCCAGGUACGCCCGAUAAAUCAAGCUCUGAAGCUUGGCAAGCCUGGAUCAAGGGAGCGCGGAUGUUCCAAGAAACCCUGGAGCGAGAAGACAACAUGUACCAGCACAGGCUCCAACCGGGCGAGUGCGUGCUGUUUGACAACCGGCGCGUUCUCCACGGUCGCCGAGCUUUCGACACGGCAAGCGGGCGCCGCUGGCUCAAGGGCACAUAUGUCGCCGAUGAGGAUUUCAAAAGU
Colletotrichum acutatum is the source of this 1080-nucleotide messenger RNA. RefSeq lists its product as uncharacterized. The record is from RefSeq and is a predicted model, not a curated record. Lineage: Eukaryota; Fungi; Ascomycota; Sordariomycetes; Glomerellales; Glomerellaceae. The annotation marks the transcript as partial. Gene Ontology annotation, molecular function: oxidoreductase activity. Gene Ontology annotation, cellular component: mitochondrion. The transcript has a single exon. Gene Ontology annotation, biological process: carnitine biosynthetic process.